Molecule: messenger RNA, 3296 nt
Organism: Oryzias melastigma (Indian medaka)
Lineage: Eukaryota; Metazoa; Chordata; Actinopteri; Beloniformes; Adrianichthyidae
Product: somatostatin receptor type 5
Exons: 4
Coding region: 900-2018 (372 amino acids)
Biological process (GO): regulation of insulin secretion; neuropeptide signaling pathway; cellular response to glucocorticoid stimulus
Cellular component (GO): membrane; neuron projection
Molecular function (GO): somatostatin receptor activity; neuropeptide binding
Source: RefSeq, a predicted model, not a curated record
AUAUUCACGUUAAAUGCAUUCAAUUUGUCAAAUUUUAAAUAAAAAAAAAUGUCAAAAUUCUUGUGGUUCCAUAAGUGCCAAAGCUUAUAUUUUUAAAGAAAAAUGUCAGUCAUCACCACAAAGAAGAGGAAAUGUCCUUAAGAAAACAUUUUUAUUAGAUUAGUCUAACUUUGAGAUGGUCUGACCUCGUUUUCAUCCUCCUUCAAGCUGCUGAAAAGCGUGACACUUUGACAUUUGUGUGCCAAAGACUGUUGUUAAAGCUGCAUUGACUUGGAUGAGGGCAUCAUAAAACUAAUGGCCAAAGCUUUGUACAAACAAGCCUCCUUCCUCCUCAAUAGACGAGGAGGAGGAGGGAGUGAUUUACAGUCUGGCAUCCUUUUUGCUCCAUAGAAACCAUCAAGGCUGAUUUAGGAUAAACCUCCUCUCCUGUGUCCUAAAUGUUAUUCUAGGGGUCUAUAAAAGGGAAACAAUACCUUCACACCAACACUAGUCUGAGCUGUGAGUUGAUAACAUCCACCCCAUGGGUGGGACUUUCACAUUUGACGGCUGGAUGACGUUUUCCCCGCACAUAAAUGCUCGGUUUUCGCUGCGCUCCCGCUUCAUUCCUGGGAACUUGGCCCGAGCGCGCACAGGUUCCUCCAGGGCGCAGCGCGAGGCGCAACUUUUGGAUGAGACGGCCACCUGUUGAACAUGCCAGAAUGGAGAGUUCACCGCGCUUGUUUGAGAAAAAUGAGCCACGAUGAGAGACUGAACACGAAGUGGAGGGACCAGAACCGAUCGGAACCGGGGAAGUGGACUUUUGCAGAAUUGGAGAAAUAGGAAAAGACGCGCGUCAGGUCCGUGGAGACGCACAGACAGAAGCAACCCUAUCGAUUGAAUUCCGCCCACCCGGCUUCAGGAUGAAUCACCACAACUGGACUCAGACGUUUGACAACGUCACACCGUCUUCCUCAAGUCUACAUGCGGCCGCAAUGACCAAUUUCACAAAUGGAACCGGUCAAAUGCCCAUCAAUAAGACAACUGCAAUCACAUACCCUAUUGUAUUCAUCGUGGGGUUCUUGGGCAACACCUUUGCUAUCUAUGUAGUGGCACGCUACAGCAAGCUGAACACUGUAACCAACAUCUACAUCAUCAACUUAGCCAUUGCGGACGAACUUUACGUCCUGGGAAUCCCCUUCAUUUUGACCAAUAACAUUUUUUCGUAUUGGCCGUUUGGAGAUUUUUUUUGUAAGAUGUUUAUGACUACUGACGCCAUGUGCCAGUUCGCCUCCACUUUUUGCCUGACUCUGAUGAGCAUCGACCGCUUCCUGGCCGUGGUUUUUCCGAUGCGAAGCGCUAAGUGGCGGACGCCUCCGAAGGCUAAGAUCUUCAGCGGCAUAGUGUGGCUUUUGUCCUUUCUGACGGUGUUGCCGGUCACCAUCUACUCACACGUGCAGGAGGACUUCAACACUUGCAAUUUGAGCUGGCCGGAACCCCUUGGAACGUGGUCCAUGGUCUUCAUCCUCUACACCUCCAUUCUGGGCUUCUUUUGCCCUCUCAUUGUCAUCUCCCUUUGCUACCUGCUCAUUGUUAUCAAGGUGAAGUCUGCCAGCGUGCGUGCAGGACUGACUAAACGGCGGCGGUCGGAGCGUAAAGUAACCCGCAUGGUGGUGAUCAUCGUCUUUGUCUUCGUACUCUGCUGGCUGCCGUUUUUCACCGCCAACAUCGUCAACCUGUUUUACGUGAUCCCGGAGAACGAGACGACGGCGGCCAUCUACUUCACCCUGGUCAUCCUCACGUACGUCAACUCCUGCGCCAACCCCUUUCUCUACGGCUUCCUGUCCGAGAACUUUGAAAAGAACAUGAAGAAAGCGCUGCAAUGCGGAAAACGGAACAAUCCUACAAGCCCAAAAAGUGGUCGACAGAGCACUGCCAAGGGUGUUUGUCUGGAAUUGUUUCAGCAGUCAGUCCAGAUGAAGGUCUGCAGGAACUCUGACCGCCAGCCCAUCACCUCCAAACCCGCCAUGAACGGCCAGUGAGGCCAGCGGACCAGAAAAGUACUCGUCUGCACCAAACGUGCAGUUCACCUGCAUGCCCCGUUGUUCUCAGUAUUUUCUGUUUUCGGCGGAUUUGACUCCUACCUCUCUUGUGUAAUUUGGGAGGACCACAGUGGGAUGAUUGAAAAGCAGCUGGAACUUUCUGUAAUCUCUGCAGUUUUCUGUUUUUUUUUUUUUUUACUUCUAUAAAACUUUCUCACUAAACCGAUCGCGUGGGUAGGAAAAAAGGUUGUUGUUUUUUUCUCCUUAUUAAAAUCUCUCAUCAACAAAAAGCCAUUUCCUCUUUAAGGGGAAAAAAAGGAGAGUUCCCCACCCAAAAACUGAACCAACCCCAUCUUUUUAAAAUGUUUUUAUUGUUAAUGUGCAUCUAUUAGUGUUAUUGACCCUGUCAUGAAACACUCAGGCUUUGUCAUGUCCUUUUUUCUAUGAGAGGAACUAAAAAUUAAAAUAUUUCCUUUUGGAUUCAUGCGUAUUCUCCCCACAGGAAAAACAAAUCUUAACCCACAUAUUAUGUUCAGGCCAAGUUUGACCCAUUUAAAAAGGGUUCAUUUUGAGCUUAAACACAACGUAUGGGUUAAAUUCCCUUAAGACUUGCAUUGUUUUUUAUAUAUCAGAGUUUGACUGUUAGUUGUUAAUAUUUCAAAAUACUGGUUCUGGUUGUGGUUAUUGUGAAAGAGUUUUUGAUUUGUAAUGUCAAAAUGUCCUCAAGCAGCUCAAGCUAAAUGUUUUUCUUAUAUCAAUAUUUUUGUUGCAUAUGUUUAUUGGUUGUUUUUGUGGAUGAAUUAUUAUGUGGAGUAUUUUUUUUUUACUUGAGCCCUGCAAAGACAUUUUCAAGAACAUUUUGAACGUGUCUAAAAAACAAACAAAAGUGGGCAUUUAAAACCACAAUGUUUUGCAACACUGUGAAAUGUGAAAUAAUAGGUCAUUGUGAGUUUUAUGUAUCAAACUAAGCGACAUAAAACCGAACAUAAAUGUAUUGUUGUGAAUAUAAAUAAAGUAUCUGGUGUAUGUGCGCCUCACAUGAACUCAUCUGGUGUUCGCUGCAGCUGGAGGAUUUCAACAGGUUGAGCACUGGGAGCCUUUUUUCAUAAUAAAUUCUGAUUUUUUUUUUGCAGCUGAUAUUCAUUUUGGGACAUGCAAAUUAAAGUUUGAUUCCCUCACAGAGCAGACCACUGAACCAUAUUAGGAAGAAAGCUGCAACAAGAAUGAACCGUCCAAAAUCUGCCUUUUUUACGUGAAAAGGAAAAGAUUUUUAUUUUA